AUGUCCAGUGUUUCUUGCUCACCUCCUUCCCUCCUUUUUAUAAUACCAGUGAAACCUGGUUUGGGGCAUUUCUUUCACAUAAAGGUAACUGAAGCGGCUAUUUCCUGGAAUGAAUCAACGCGUGAAACAAAUAAUUCCAUAGUGACUGAAUUCAUUUUUCUGGGUCUCUCUGAUUCUCAGGAACUCCAGAUCUUCCUAUUUGUGUUGUUUUUUGUAUUCUAUGGAGGAAUCGUGUUUGGAAACCUUCUUAUUGUCAUAACAGUGGUAUCUGACUCCCACCUUCACUCUCCCAUGUACUUUCUGCUAGCCAACCUCUCAGUCAUUGAUCUAUCUCUGUCUUCAGUCACAGCCCCCAAGAUGAUUACUGACUUUUUCAGCCAGCGCAAAGCCAUCUCUUUCAAGGGCUGCCUUGUUCAGAUAUUUCUCCUUCACUUCUUUGGUGGGAGUGAGAUGGUAAUCCUCAUAGCCAUGAGCUUUGACAGAUAUGUAGCAAUAUGCAGACCCCUGCACUAUACUACAAUUAUGUGUGGCAAUGCAUGUGUCGGCAUUAUAGCUGUUGCAUGGGGAAUUGGCUUUCUCCAUUCAGUGAGCCAGUUGGCCUUUGCCGUUCACUUACCCUUCUGUGGUCCCAAUGAGGUCGAUAGCUUUCACUGUGACCUUCCUAGGGUAAUCAAACUUGCCUGUACAGAUACCUACAAGCUAGAUAUUAUGGUCAUUGCUAACAGUGGUGUGCUCACCGUGUGUUCUUUUGUUCUUCUACUCGUCUCAUACACUAUCAUCCUAAUGACCAUCCAACGUCGCCCUUCAGAUAGGUCAUCCAAAGCUCUCUACACUUUGACUGCUCACAUCACAGUAGUUCUUUUGUUCUUUGGACCAUGUGUCUUUAUUUACGCCUGGCCAUUCCCCAUCAAGUCAUUAGAUAAAUUCCUUGCUUUAUUUUACUCUGUGAUCACCCCUCUCUUGAACCCAAUUAUAUACACACUGAGGAACAAAGACAUGAAGACUGCAAUAAGACUGCUGAGAAAAUGGGAUGUGCAUUCUAGUGUAAAGUCUUAAAUCUUAUAUAACUGUGAGAUUAAUCUCAGAUAAUGACAUAAAAUAUAGUAAAAUUGGUAAGUUAUUUAGUAAAAGCUCAUGAAAAUUGUGCCUUC
Messenger RNA from Piliocolobus tephrosceles (Ugandan red Colobus), 1151 nucleotides. Its product is annotated as olfactory receptor 4F17. Gene Ontology annotation, molecular function: olfactory receptor activity; G protein-coupled receptor activity. Gene Ontology annotation, cellular component: membrane. The transcript is spliced from 2 exons. NCBI's taxonomy places the organism in Eukaryota, Metazoa, Chordata, Mammalia, Primates, Cercopithecidae. The coding region runs from base 1 to 1056 and encodes 351 amino acids. Gene Ontology annotation, biological process: G protein-coupled receptor signaling pathway. The record is from RefSeq and is a predicted model, not a curated record.